AUGGAGAACGACACAGGAAUGGAGGACGACACAGGGAUGGAGGGACGACACAGGAAUGGAGACGACACAGGAGUGGAGGACGACACAGGGAGUGGAGGGACGACACAGGAGUGGAGGAGGACACAGGAGUGGAGGACGACACAGGAAUGGAGGAACGACACAGGAGGUGGAGGACGACACAGGGUGAGAGGGCGACACAGGGUGGAGGAGGACACACAGGAGUGGAGGACGACACAGGAAUGGAGGAACGACACAGGGUGGAGGGACGACCAGGAGUGGAGGACGACACAAGAGUGGAGGGAGGACACAGGAGUGGAGGACGACAUGGGAAUGGAGAACGACACAGGGUGGAGGACGACACAGGGUGGAGGACGACACAGGGUGGAGGACGACACAGGAAUGGAGAACGACACAGGGAGUGGAGGGACGACACAGGAGUGGAGGACGACACAGGGAGUGGAGGACGACACAGGAAUGGAGAACGACACAGAGGUGGAGGAGGACACAGGGGUGGAGGAGGACACAGGGUGGAGACGACAGAGAUGGAGAACGACACAGGAAUGGAGAACGGACACAGGAUGGAGGGACACAGGAAUGGAGGACGACACAGGAAUGGAGAACGACACAGGCGUGGAGGGACGCCAUGGAAUGGAGGGGACGACAGAGAUGGAGGACGACACAGGAUGGAGGACGACACAGGGUGGAGGACGACACAGGGAUGGAGAACAGGCACAGGGAGUGGAGGACGACACAGGGAUGGAGGACGACACAGGCGUGGAAGGGGACACAGGAAUGGAGGACGACCUGGGGAUGGAGGAACGACACAGGGUGGAGGACGACCAGGGGUGGAGGGACAGGCACAGGAUGGAGGACGACACAGGGAGUGGAGGACGGCUGAGAAUGGAGGAUGACACAGGGUGGAGGGGACGACACAGGAAUGGGAGCGACACAGGAGUGGAGGACGACAGGGAAUGGAGGACGACACAGGGGAAUGGAGGACGACACAGAAUGGGAGGGACGACACAGGAAUGGAGGACUGACACAGGAAUGGAGGACGACACAGGGAAGGGACUGACACAGGGAUGGAGGACGAAGCCUGAGAUGGGGACGGCACAGGAAUGGAGGACGACCUGGGGAUGGAGGCGGUGGGAGAGGAGGAGGACGACACAGGGUGGAGGACACAGGAAGAGGGAACGACACAGGAGUGGGAGGACGACAGGAAUGGAGGACGACACAGGGGUGGAGGACAGGCAGGGAUGGAGGGAGACGACACAGGUGGAGGACGACAUGGGAGUGGAGGACGACACAGGGGAUGGAGGACGAGCGAGAGAUGGAGGACGACCUGGGAUGGAACGACCAGGAGUGGAGGACGACACAGGGGUGGAGGGACGACACAGGAAUGGAGGGAGCACACAGGAAUGGGGGAACGACACAGGGGUGGAGGACAACAGGGGAAUGGAGGACGACACAGGAGUGGAGGACGACAUGGGAAUGGAGGAGACGACACAGGGUGGAGGACGACACAGGAAUGGAGGACGAGUGGAGGACGACACAGGAGUGGAGGACGACGCAGGAGUAGAGGACGACACUGUAAUGGAGGACGACACAGGAGUGGAGGAGGACACAGAAGUGGAGGACGAUACAGGUGGAGGGGGACACAGAAGUGGAGGACAACACAGGAGUGGAGGACGACACAGGAGUGGAGGACGACACAGAAGUGGAGGACGACGCAGGAGUGGAGGACGACACAGGGUGGAGGGGGACACUGGAGUGGAGGACAACACAGGAGUGGAGGACAACACAGGAGUGGAGGACGACACAGGAGUGGAGGACGACACAGGAGAGUGGGAGGACGACACAGAAGUGGAGGACGACGUGCAGGAGGGAGACACAUAG
This is a messenger RNA of Homarus americanus (American lobster), 1896 nucleotides long. Its product is annotated as protein RNA-directed DNA methylation 3-like. The coding region runs from base 1 to 1896 and encodes 631 amino acids. Lineage: Eukaryota; Metazoa; Arthropoda; Malacostraca; Decapoda; Nephropidae. The transcript has 4 exons. The record is from RefSeq and is a predicted model, not a curated record.